Messenger RNA from Paramuricea clavata, 1230 nucleotides. NCBI's taxonomy places the organism in Eukaryota, Metazoa, Cnidaria, Anthozoa, Malacalcyonacea, Plexauridae. The record is from the annotation of a GenBank genome assembly.
AUGCCCUUGUUAUGGUUCGGGACAUUUUCUACUGAUCAAGAUCAAGUUAAUAGUGUUGAAAAUGGUUUUGUUUACAAUCCAGCAUACAAACUGUCGAAAUUGAUUACCUUUAAACAUUCUACCUCGAGGCGAACAUUUUGCCACUCACGUAUUCUUUAUGUUAAGAACCAUAAUGCCUCCUUUCAGCUAGAAAGACUUCUACUUAUUGGGAAUGUUCAUCCUAAUCCUGGACCUGUAACUUCUACUUCUCUGUUGAGGAAAUCUAGUUCAAAAUCGAAUUUAUCGCUUGAAGGAGUCCAGAAAUAUGCUAAUGGUGAAGCUAGCCUAAAAUCGCAUUGUCCUGUGUGUGAUUCAGCAAUUAAAAGGAUUCACAAAACCAUCCAGUGUUCAACUUGUUUUUCCUUGAUCCACCUUAGCUGCCUUGGUGUCAAUCUAAAUCCAAUGGAAUACUUCUCGCAAUCUGAUUUUGUGUGUGGUAUGUGUUUACAAGCAGCAAAUACUUUGAACUUGUCUGUUAGCACCGAUAAUUUGCAAUUACCAAUUGGAUUUGUGUUUAACUUUGACGACUGUUUAUUCGAGGAUUUCAUGCCUAAUGCUAUUAGAACUGAUAAUGCUAUUGUUACUACCGAGGAUGAACCAUUAUUCAAUACUUCUUCAGAUUAUGCACCUUUAACUGGUUUUGGUCUUAAAGAUAAAGGUCUACGGGUCGCAGCAUAUAAUGUGCAACACUAUACAAAUAAAGUUGAAAUCAUCCGGACUAUACUUACACAAACGAAUGGACUCCCUGACAUUUUGUUUCUUAUUGAAACAUGGUUGGAUGAUGCUUACACUGAUAAUGAAUUAGAAGUUCCUGGUUAUUUGUUAUUAAGAAAGGAUAGGAGUGGUAAUUGGGGUGGAGGAAUUGUGGCCUAUGUUCGACAUGAGAUCUCAUUCCAUCGGCGGACUGAUCUUGAAAGUAAUGACCUUGAAAUUGUGUGGUUGGAAAUCAACCAUUCUAACAUGAAACCUAUUCUUGUGGCCGGAGUAUAUCGCCCUCCUGACACCAAUAUGGCAACUGAUUCUAAGCUGGAAGAUAACCUAUCUCAAGGUUACUUUGAGGGCAAAGAAUUUUAUGCGCUUGGUGACUUGAACAUUAACAUGCAUGAUCUGUCUGCUAUGAAUCAUCAACUAGUUCAGGGACUUCAUGGUAUGUCCAUGACCCAAUUUAGUCUAAGAGCUCAAUCCCAAUAA